Molecule: messenger RNA, 1680 nt
Organism: Blastomyces gilchristii SLH14081
Lineage: Eukaryota; Fungi; Ascomycota; Eurotiomycetes; Onygenales; Ajellomycetaceae
Product: alpha-1,2-mannosyltransferase
Exons: 3
Coding region: 1-1680 (559 amino acids)
Biological process (GO): protein N-linked glycosylation
Cellular component (GO): endoplasmic reticulum membrane
Molecular function (GO): GDP-Man:Man(3)GlcNAc(2)-PP-Dol alpha-1,2-mannosyltransferase activity
Source: RefSeq, a predicted model, not a curated record
AUGAUGUUGUCACCCGCGUCAUCUGUUGCUACGCUUGUGACGCUUCUCGCGCUCUUUCUGAUUGCUCCGCGAUUGGCCGCGUUUGUCUUCCGCUGUGUUUUCAGGUUGAUUGGAUGGCUCAUUGCCAGGAAAUAUCGGUGGAAGCGGGACCUGUUACGUGCCCGGAUAAAUAUAGAUGAGAAGGAAUAUCAGUUAAGAAGACCCAAAUAUGCGAAGCAGGAAGAUGAGGAUUGGGAGAAAGUCGAAACAGGCGGCAUGGGAACCGCUUCUCACGCGGAUGCUGCGGAGGACGAUUGGGAAGGCAUCAUAGGAUUUUUUCAUCCAUUCUGCAAUGCUGGUGGAGGGGGUGAACGUGUCCUCUGGGCGGCAGUAAGAGCCACACAAAAACGCUGGCCAAAAGCUAUAUGCGCGAUCUACACAGGGGAUAAUGACCUGAAUAAGACCACGAUGCUUGAAAGAGUUGAAAACCGUUUCAAUAUCCGCCUCUACCCUCCAACGAUUGUAUUCUUGUAUCUUUCAACCCGCAGAUAUGUCCUCAGCAGCUUAUAUCCCCGUUUUACUCUCCUUGGCCAAUCUUUGGGUUCUUUAGUCCUUGGAUACGACGCAUUCACUCUCGUAGUUCCCGACAUCUUUAUCGACACUAUGGGUUAUUCCUUCGUCCUGGCGUUCUGCCACUUCCUCUUCCCCUCGACCCCGACUGGAGCGUACGUCCACUACCCUACUAUAUCGACAGACAUGCUCGACUCCCUUGAUGAUACCUCGGGUACAAAGGGUCUAAACGCUGGCGCAGGAACCGGCUGGAAGGGAAUUGCGAAACGACAAUAUUGGCACGCAUUCGCAAAGCUAUACGGCUGCGUUGGUGGAACAAUUGAUGUAGUCAUGUGCAAUUCAUCCUGGACAUCCUCACAUAUAAACUCUCUCUGGCUCCCCUCACGGCAAAAGCGACGAGAAUUCAAAGAACCCACAGUUGUUUUCCCCCCUGUGGCCGUCUCGGAACUAAAAUCCAUAGAAAUAGAUCUCGCCCAUGAGCGAGAAUCCCGCGACCCAACAAUCCUCUACAUCGCCCAAUUCCGCCCAGAAAAGAACCACGCCCUAAUCCUCCGCGCGUUCUCCCGUUUCCUCAACGAAUUCAAAAAGACCCAUAGUAAAUCCCAACCUAAACAAUCUCCACAGCUCAUCCUCAUCGGCUCCGUCCGCCACUCCAGCCCAGACGAAACCCACAUCUACAAUCUACGCCUACUUGCCCACGAGCUCAAAAUCCGCGACAACACCACCUUCCUCUGCGACGCCAGCUGGCCCACCAUCCUCGCCCACCUCCGCCGCGCCUCCAUCGGCGUCAACGCCAUGUGGAACGAGCACUUCGGUAUCGGCGUGGUCGAGUACCAGGCGGCGGGCCUGAUCAGCGUCGUGCAUGACUCUGGCGGGCCUCGCCAGGACAUCGUUGUCGAUUUGGGGGAGGGCGGGACGGGCUUUCGGGCUACGACGGAGCUGGAGUUCGCGGCGGCGUUUGAGGCGGCGUUGGCGCUGCCGGAGGAAGAGAGGGUAGCGAUGAGGUUGCGGGCGAGAGAGUCGUCGAGGAGGUUUUCGGAUGAGAUGUUUGCGGAGAGGUGGGUGGAGGAGAUGGAGAAGUUGGUUGGAUUGGAGCGGAAGAGGAAGAGUGGGGGAGGGGAGAAGAGGUAA